Messenger RNA from Medicago truncatula (barrel medic), 912 nucleotides. Its product is annotated as pentatricopeptide repeat-containing protein At1g79540. The transcript has a single exon. The record is from RefSeq and is a predicted model, not a curated record. Bases 1 to 912 code for a protein of 303 amino acids. Gene Ontology annotation, molecular function: mRNA binding; protein binding. Lineage: Eukaryota; Viridiplantae; Streptophyta; Magnoliopsida; Fabales; Fabaceae.
AUGGUUGUUGAGGCAAAAGAAUUAUUUAAUCGGAUGGAGAAGCUUGGAUGUGAACUUUCGAUUGUGACCUUCAAUGCGCUUAUAAAUGGACUGUGCAAAGCUAAAAAUCUUGAGGAAGCAAUGAAUUUAUUUUACAAGAUGGACGUCGGGAGAAAAUAUUCGUUUCGCUUCAGUCUUUCUCAAGGUUCUUGUCAAGUUUCUGAUGGUGCUAGUCUCCAGAAAAAGGUGAAGGAAAUGUGUGAGGCGGGACAAAUUUUGAAGGCUUACAAGUUAAUCACUGAUCAUGCUGGCGACCUUAGGCUUGACAUCAUUUCAUACAACAUUCUAAUCAAUGCCUUUUGCUUGGAUCGUGAAUUUAAUGCUGCUUAUAAUCUUUUUGAGGAACUGCAAAAGAAGGGUCUCUCACCCGAUAGUGUUACAUAUGGGACAAUUAUCAAAGGGUUGUUCAUAGUUGACAGAGAAGAUGAUGCCUUUAAGGUUUUUCAGCGUAUGCAAAAGACUGGCUCUGAACCUACCCUCUCAGUUUAUAGAACACUUAUGACUUGUUUAUGUAGAAAGAGCAAGGUCUCACGGGCAUUCACUCUUUAUUUGGAAUAUUUGAAGAGCCUUCCUAGUCGGGACAACGACUCAAUCAGUACUCUAGAAAAAUAUUUAUUCGGAGAAAAAUUAGAACAAGUGAUUCGAAGUUUACUUGAAGUGGACUUCAAGGCCAGAGAUUUUAAAUUAGUUCCAUAUACAAUUCUACUUAUUGGGUUAUGUCAGGCAGGAAAAGUAUCUGAAGCAUUAAUUAUAUUCUCUGUUCUUGAUGAGUUCAAUAUCAAAAUCAAUGCUACAAGUUGUGUACAUUUGAUCAGAAGUCUUUGUAAGGAACAAAGGUGUCAUACCCCAAUUUUUGACUUAAGGUCCCACUGA